Messenger RNA from Fusarium sp. VM40, 2076 nucleotides. The record is from the annotation of a GenBank genome assembly. Lineage: Eukaryota; Fungi; Ascomycota; Sordariomycetes; Hypocreales; Nectriaceae.
AUGGCUCAGCGAAUGCUAUCGUUCAUCCACAGCCGUGCUCCGCGAGCUAUCGGAGUGUCGGACAAGGCAAUCGAUGAGCACAAAGAACUGAUUCGUGAUCUAUACCUAACUCGAAAAUACACCCGAGACCAAGUGAUUGCCCAUCUCAAAACAAAUCUAAACUUUAACCUGUCCCCGGACCAGUUCUCGAGGGUCAUCCGACGAUGGGGUUUUCGCAAGCAGUUUCAUUCCGGCAAAUCUACUCAACCACCAAAUACGACAGCUAGUGCAGACACGACAACUACUACUCCCAGCAAUGAUCUAUCUUGUACGGCCGAUGCAGAGCAUCCGGCUACGGCCCCUGAUCAUUGUCCCCUUCCUUGCCCCCCAGAGACGCAGCCAAAGCCCAAGAUCGACCAAGACGACAUUCCUGACAUCGACGGAGACGGUGACACCACAAUGAGUACACCGACCGACGAUAAAAGCAUCGAACCGAGUCUGACCCAUCAGUCCGCAGGAGAUCUCCUGGACUCGGCAGAUUGUCUAGCCUGCUGCUAUGAUUACACCAAAACACUCGACGGCUACAUCACUUUAUCAACUUCUCUUGAGGACUUGUAUGCGUGCAAGGAGCGAAGAGCCAGGAUUCUCGACAUGGCGAGGGGUGCCACGACACGAACAAACUGUGAGAUAGUAAGGCUGAUGCUAGAGACUGAGCUUGAGAUGAGCAAAGAUCCUCUGGACGAUAAGGGACAUACUCGAAGUUUACCGAAAGGUGUUGAAAUGUGCCGUAUGCAAUCAUUCCUAUUCCAUCGCCACCUUGCGCAGAUUUACGCACACCAAAACGACGGUACGAUCUCCAUGCAGAAGCACCUCGAUAUCGCUAGGAACUUUUCGAACGCGUUCGACACAUAUGGUACAGAUUCGAUAGAUCUUUGGACGCUGUUCUUUCUGGUACAAGACAAGAAAUAUUCUCAAAUCCCAAAGGAGCUUCUUGGCUCACUGCAGUGGGAUCAUGAAUCGUACGGCUUGAAUAUUGAGCACUGUCUUCGGUAUUGCUGGGGAAUUUUGAACCCGACCAAGUCGCUGUGUGAUGCCUUCGCAGUGUAUACGGCCUCAAUAGUGUAUGAUGCAGAGCAACGUACAAAGACAGAACCAACUGAAAUAAGCGACUUGGUAUUAGAAGAUAGUUCAUUUUCUUUGUGGAAAAGAUCCAGCAUUCUCUUCACAUUCCUGAUGCAACUAACGCAUGGCUCUCUACCCUGGAUGUCAGGACACCCUACAAUAUCCCCCACGCACAUCUUGAUGAUCGUAAGCAGGAUGAUCGUGAAAAGAUCAUCCAUCGCCUCCAAACACCCCGAUAACCUAAAGGAACCAGAGGGACACCCGCUGCAGAUUCACCCCACAAGCCUAAAGAUAUAUUGCGAUACCGUACUGGAGCUUCUUCACGAUACGUGGCCCGGUGGGAGUAAAGAGUUUGUUACACAAUUUGUUGCGCACCAUACAUGGUCUCCACCAUCAGAUUCAAAGAGAGCCCUUGCUUCACAAACUCAAAGCUACCCGUUAGAAGCACUCAAAACUGUCUUGGCAAUUAGAAGGGACGACCUCAACGCCGAGCACCUCUCUACAAUAAUGGAGGAUUGGACGCCUUCAUCGAAAGUUUCAAAAGAGAAACGAGUUACAUCAAUAGAUAGCGAACUUUCCAGAUUGCUGGGAGAGCACAGGGGGCAAAGAGUCCUUCCCAAUCGAAGACCCGCCGACAGCUAUAUCCAAGACCGACAAUUUCCGCCGCCGUCCUAUUCUUCCGGUAAAUCAUUGCAUUUAACAUCUGUUUCCUCGCAUGAUAUAUACCUGGACGCACUAAAAGACAACCCUACCAUGACUAGAUCCUUAGCAUCUCGUUCCUCAUGCUCAUCUCAAAGGUCGUACUCCAGCUCACUGCAGAGAUUCAAAGCAGCAGCGCUGAGCAGACAGCAACAGCCGAGGCUUACCAUGGCCUUGUCCGAAAGCUCUGAUGUGCUCAUGGGUGAAGGCUUCCUGGAGAACCUUCAAGAAGAUGAAUGUCUAGACUUGGAAAGCAAGAUUCAUGAUUCAUUUUAG